AUGGCUGGUUCAGGGAAGACAACAUUCGUGCAAAGGAUGAACUCCUACCUGCACUCACUCGACCCGCCUGCACCGCCGUACAUCCUCAACCUCGAUCCAGCUGUUUCAAGUACACCUUUUGACACGAACAUAGACAUUCGAGAUACCGUUAACUAUAAGGAAGUCAUGAAGCAGUACAAUCUCGGACCGAAUGGCGGUAUCCUAACUGCGCUCAACUUGUUUACCACGAAAUUUGACCAAGUGCUUGGGCUAAUAGAGAAGAGGUCGGAUAACCUUCAACAUGUGAUCUUGGAUACUCCCGGACAGAUUGAGAUUUUCACCUGGUCUGCAUCAGGAGCAAUCAUUACGGAUGCCAUUGCUUCCUCAUUUCCGACAGUUGUUGCGUACAUCAUCGACACCCCACGGACAACUGCUCCAGCGACGUUCAUGUCAAACAUGCUUUAUGCAUGCAGUAUCCUGUACAAGACGAAGCUGCCCUUUAUUCUCGUCUUCAACAAGACGGAUGCACAGCGACACGAGUUCGCACUGGAAUGGAUGCAGGACUUUGAGGCAUUCCAGGCUGCGCUUGCAAGCCAUGCCAACUCGCGAGAUUCAGACGGCGAACCUACUUACAUGAACAGCCUUAUGAAUAGCAUGUCUCUCGUUUUGGACGAGUUUUACAAGCACUUGAAGGCAGUCGGUGUUUCGUCUGUUACGGGAGAUGGUAUGAAAGAGUACUUCGAAGCGGUCGAGAAUUCGCGGGAAGAAUAUGAAAAGGAAUAUCUUCCAGAGUUAGAACGAAUGAAAUCGGAGAAAGAGGCAAAGCUUAACGCGGCCAAGGAAGACUCUAUGCGACGUAUGAUGGCAGAUCUGGCAGUUGACCGUAAACGCAACCCAGCUGCCUUCGCAAACGACAGGUGGGAACGAGAUGACGAGGAUGAUGCAGAUGACGAUGACAUCGACGUUGACGCCAACGAUGCUGACAUAGUUGAUCGAAGCGAAGAACGCGGUCCUGGGGAAGGAGAGUACAUCGAUUUGACCCAAGUACGGUCCACUCGAGACACGGAUGAACGUAAUAUUCGUUGGAAAAGGCCUGGUUAACUCCAUUGGUGCAUGUUUCACUUUGAGAUUAACCUUUGUGCCCUAACAAUUUCUACCUCGAUUAUCUUCGGCGAAUUAAAGAAUGAAAAUUUACAUUACUUGUAUACUAGUCAUAUAGACAAACGAUAAACA
Messenger RNA from Fomitiporia mediterranea MF3/22, 1212 nucleotides. RefSeq lists its product as uncharacterized. The transcript is spliced from 5 exons. Gene Ontology annotation, molecular function: GTPase activity. Lineage: Eukaryota; Fungi; Basidiomycota; Agaricomycetes; Hymenochaetales; Hymenochaetaceae. The record is from RefSeq and is a predicted model, not a curated record. The coding region runs from base 1 to 1080 and encodes 359 amino acids.